Messenger RNA from Diachasmimorpha longicaudata, 1647 nucleotides. RefSeq lists its product as uncharacterized. The record is from RefSeq and is a predicted model, not a curated record. Bases 11 to 952 code for a protein of 313 amino acids. The transcript has 3 exons. Lineage: Eukaryota; Metazoa; Arthropoda; Insecta; Hymenoptera; Braconidae.
CAGUUGGCCGAUGAUGAAGCUCACGAUUGUGUUAGAAUUAUGGUGGGUGUGUUCUCAAAUUCGGGGUUUUGUCCAGGGAAUCCCUCUAGAUAUUGUGAUUCCUGAGAAGAAUAUUUCCGACGAAAUCUCAUCGAUGAGCAUCCAAAUAACAGAAUAUCCAGGGGGUCAUGUGCUUCUCAUAACUCCUGAACAACUUCUUACCAACGUUUCUACCCACCCACCGACCAAAACAGUUCCAUCUUCUAAUGAAAAUACUGAUCAGCACCUUCAAACCGUCUUCAAUCAAACCCUCCUGGGUUUGCAAAAGCAACUGACGGACAUUUUGUCAAAAGUAACUGUCUUGGAAUCAAAACUGGAGAGAAAGCUGAUUCAGGAUGUCAAGAAGUCACCGAAUGUCUUCUUCGUCCCUCCGAACCGGACAGAAUCAUCGCCAAUCGGCCGAUCUGCCCUUGAACAUCUGAGAGAUCGAAUAACCAAUGACAGAGUCGAGUGGAUGAUUCCUCCAACAGAGCCCAUACCUCCAGCCCCUGAACCCCCAUCCAAACAUCUGUUCUCCAGAAUCAUUCCCCACGAUCACUCGACAUCUUCAUCAGUUCCUGAGCAGCAGAUCGAUCUGUUGAAUCGAUCGAAGAGGAGGAGCGAGAGGACACGUGAAACACCUGAUAAAAAAUCAAAAGUGCUUUCCCUGUGUGCCCAGAUUACUCCAUUUGAUGAGAAAAUUCAAAAUUCGUCUGCCAUCGCGAGUAUACGCCGAUCGAAAAGGACUCGUCGGGAUGUAUUGAGCAAUACCGAUAAGUUGAAGGAACCGCCGCUGAUGUCAGGAUUGUUACGUGCGAGCUUCAAGGAACGAGAAAAAUAUAGAAUAACUCAGAAUGCAGUACUGAGAGCGUUCAUAAUGUCCAAUUUCGUUAUGAGGGAUAAGAACUCCUCCAGGGAUCAGGAUGAUGCGUGAAGAUUUAUUUUAUGAUCAGUGUCAAAUCUAUCCACUUUAUAACGAUUCAUGUUCGUACCCAAGGGUUUUUUUAUGGUUUCCUAUGUUAUGAAACAUACAUAUAUGUGAUAUAGUGGUUGGGAAGCUUGUUAGAUUAGCUUCGAAAUGGCACCUAACGUGUCCAAUUUUGAUAGUUUCUCAUUGACUCACAAGAGUUUUAAGGGAAAAAUUAAUUUUAAAGUUUUGCUCAAAACAGUCACUUUGGUAUAAUUGUUCCAAGCCCUACACUCUAUCCACUCUGGAGAGAUAUCCAUAGACGCCUUUGAAGUGUGUUAAUAGUUUUCCAAAAUAGUAUAUGAUAAUUACAAUUUCAGUGAAUCUCGGUAGAGUUAUUGUAGGGAGAAACAAUUGACAAACGGAAGGACUGCGAGAUAAAGAAAAGAGAAAUAUGUCAAGUUUUAUAAAGCUGCCUUGUGGGUUUUUACAGAGAAGAUAUGUAAAAAUAUGUACUCGAUCGCUUUAUUCAUUCAAAGACAAUCCUAAAAUGAAGAGAUUGAAGGAAAAACAAGCAUUUUUUCAGCGACACGAUGGAGUUCCAGUUUAUCUGAAAGGAGGCACCAAAGAUAAAAUUUUCUACGGAGCUACCUGGGGACUCAUGGGAAUAGGCUUCAUUAUGUGCGUUAAGUAUGUCGCAGAAAACAUAUCACAGGUUUAAC